Messenger RNA from Xiphias gladius (swordfish), 2598 nucleotides. RefSeq names its product polymerase (DNA directed), eta (gene polh). Bases 138 to 2375 code for a protein of 745 amino acids. Gene Ontology annotation, biological process: error-prone translesion synthesis; response to radiation. Gene Ontology annotation, cellular component: replication fork; site of double-strand break; nucleus. The record is from RefSeq and is a predicted model, not a curated record. The transcript has 10 exons. NCBI's taxonomy places the organism in Eukaryota, Metazoa, Chordata, Actinopteri, Istiophoriformes, Xiphiidae. Gene Ontology annotation, molecular function: DNA-directed DNA polymerase activity; damaged DNA binding.
AUGUAACUUCGGAUGACUGCGCGAUAUACGACGCGACAGGAACGGAAGCGUUUAUACUUUGGCGCCUGGUUCAACUUAAAUGAGCGUCCAGAACUGGUGUAUAUGCUAAACUCGUUGGCGGACUCUCGUCUUCAGUGAUGGAGUAUGGAAGAGAACGAGUGGUGGCGUUGGUCGACAUGGACUGCUUUUACGUCCAGGUGGAACAGAGGCUCAAUCCAGCCCUGGGGAAGACCCCCUGUGUGGUCGCCCAGUACAAGACGUGGAAAGGAGGCAGUAUCAUAGCGGUGAGCUACGAGGCCCGGGCCCACGGUGUCACCAGGAACAUGUGGGUGGACGACGCAAAGAAGCUGUGCCCAGACCUCCAGGUGGCUCGAGUGCGCGAGUCUCAUGGCAAGGCAGACCUAACACAUUACAGGGAGGCAAGUGUGGAGGUGAUUGAGGUGAUGUCUCGCUUUGCUGUGAUUGAGAGGGCCAGCAUUGAUGAGGCCUACAUGGAUCUGACUGCUGCAGUCCAGCAGCGGCUGAAAAACAUGACAGACAAACAAAUAGAGCCUCACCUGCUGAGAACGACCUACAUCCAGGGGUACCCACAAAGUUCACCUGAACUGGAAGCAUCCGCAGAGGACGCAGUCUUGGAUAAAGAGGAGCAGAGGUCGAGAGGUGUCCAGCAGUGGCUGGAAUCCUUACCUGUCCCUCUGUCCGGAGAGCAGAGUUCUGCAGAUCUGCAGCUAACCGUGGGGGCCCUCAUUGUCGAGGAAAUGAGAUCAGCCGUGGAGAAACACACAGGUUUCAGCUGUUCAGCAGGGAUAUCACACAAUAAGGUGCUGGCCAAGCUAGCCUGUGGUCUGAACAAACCUAACCGACAGACUGUUCUGCCUUUGGACUCUGUAACAGAACUUUUCAACUCUCUACCCAUCAGCAAGAUCCGUAACCUGGGGGGUAAGCUGGGUGCUUCCAUUACAGAGACUCUGGGAGUAGAGAACAUGGGAGAUCUGACUCGCUUCUCUCAGGCCCAACUGGUACAGCACUUUGGAGAAAAAACAGGCCAGUGGCUGUAUGACUUGUGUCGGGGGAUUGAGUUUGAAGCAGUGAAACCCAGACAGCUCCCCAAGUCCAUCGGCUGCAGUAAAAACUUCCCUGGGAAGACGUCACUAGCUACAAAAGAGCAGGUACAGUACUGGCUUCAUCAACUGGCUCUUGAGCUGGAGGAGAGGCUGGCCAAGGAUAGAGAAGUGAACGGUCGAGUGGCUAGGCUGUUGACAGUUGGUGUGCGUCAGCUUGGGGAUAAGAGAUCGAGCAGCUUCUCUCGCUGUUGUGCUUUAGUGCGCUACGAAGCGACCAAAAUAUCCAGUGACAGCUUUGCCAUUAUCAAGAGCCUCAGCAUAGCAGGAAACCACCAGGCUACAUGGACUCCGCCCCUCACCCUGCUCCACCUAUCAGCUAGUAAAUUUAGUGACGCUCCGUCUGCAGGGGGGAUAGCUGGUUUCCUUUCCAGUGAUGUCACUUCAACCCAGAGCCUUUUCUCCACCACUCAGUCCCCCACCCAGCCACCCUCUGAACCGAAAAAUGUGAAAAAUGACCCAACAUGUAAACAACCGGGCACUAUUCAGUCUUUUUUUCAAAAGGCAGCUGAGAAACAAAGACAGAAGUUGAUAAAAGAGGACGAGGAGGAGGAUGAAGAUAGAGGCUCCACAGGAAUUCUCUCAUGUUCCUCCACCUCUGCAACCGGUAGUCAACUGGAGACAGAUACCAAUUGCCCGGUUUCUUCCUUCACACUUUCCUCUCACUCUACAAAUGGUUCAUCCAGACCCCAUCCUGGCAUUUCCUCUUUCUUCCAUAAGAAGAGUCUUGAAAGAAGCUUACAGGCCUCAGCGUCAACACCGAGCGAGCCCGAAACAGGACACAGACCUGCGACUGUCAAUAAAAACGAAGACUCAGAAGACACUGUUGCUGUUGUGUCAGGCCUGCAGGAAAAAUCUAGCUCAGGGUUUACAUCUCAACAGUCACUAUGUGAAGAGUUAAGGGAUGAACUGGACAGUGGUCCAGAGGAUAAUCCCCAUCCUCCCAGUGUGGCCAGAGAAGACCUCUUAAACUGUGAACGCUGUGGCCAGGAGGUGUUGGUCUGGGAAAUGCCUGAACACAAUGACUAUCACUUUGCCCUGGAUCUCCAGAAUUCACUCUCUUCAUCUACGAGUUCAGCUGCUGUCUCUACCUCUUCUUCCUCUGCGUCUCCUCUCAGAGUGGCGGCACCAGGCACAGCCCAGUCCACCCGGGGCAAGACAAAACCCAGAGGCCAGUCAGGACCCCAACCGAAAAGACACCGCUCUCAAGGUGGAAGUACGGGUACUCUGGAUUCUUUUUUCAAGAGGAGCUGAUGAUGUGCUGCAGAACAGCAUUUUUAAAUAAAAUAAAAUACAAAUUUGUGUGUGAGUGUGAGUGUGACAAACGUGUCAGGACAAUGUGAUUUGCUAUUGCAUUUGCUCGAAGAAUGGAAAGCCAUAUUGUAACAGGCUACACUAGGACUUGUUUUAAAUGAUUGAUGGUAGUGAGCUUUAUAUUGUAAGACUGUGCACAAAUUAAAGAAAGUGUUGUAUUGUU